This is a messenger RNA of Thlaspi arvense, 1538 nucleotides long. NCBI's taxonomy places the organism in Eukaryota, Viridiplantae, Streptophyta, Magnoliopsida, Brassicales, Brassicaceae. The record is from the annotation of a GenBank genome assembly.
UUUGCAUAUUGAUAUGUAUGAAAGAAGUGAGAGACAGAGAGAAAGAGAGAGAUCAAACGAUGGAGAAAAGGAUAGAGAAGAGAAGGAUAGUGUUACUUCCAAUUCCAGUACAAGGACACAUAACUCCAAUGAUUCAACUCGGUCAAGGCCUUAACACAAAGGGAUUCUUAAUUACAGUUGCUCAUGGAGAAAUCAAUCAAGUAAACCACCUCCCUGGCUUUCAAUUUCUAACCAUACCAGAAAGCUUACCGAUGUCUCAAAUCAAGACAUUAGGACCAGUCGAGUUCCUGAUAAAGCUCAACAAAACCAGCGAGGCAAGCUUCAAGAACUGUAUAGCUCAGCUAUUGCUACAACAAGACAAUGAUAUCGCAUGUAUCAUCUACGACGAGCUCAUGUACUUCUCUGAAGCUGUAGCUAAAGAGUUCAAGAUCCCUAGUGUCAUAUUCACCACUGCCAGUGCUACAAAUCAAGUUUGUGGCUGUGUUUUAAGCAAACUCAACGCCGACAAGUUCUUGAUCGACAUUGAAGAUCCUGAAGUGCAAGACAAGGUAGUGGAAAAUUUACUCCAAUUAAGGUACAAAGACUUACCGACUUCGGGAAUGGGGACACUAGAUCGAUAUUUGGAGAUAUGUAAGGAAGUAUUUAACAGAAGAACAGCUUCAGGUGUUAUCAUCAACACAUCGAGCUGUCUAGAGAGCUCGUCUCUGUCAUGGCUGCAACAAGAACUCGGAGUUCCAGUGUAUCCAUUAGGACCUCUACACAUAACAUCUUCAGCAAACUGUAGUUUACUAGAAGAAGACAAGAGCUGCAUUGAAUGGCUGAACAAGCAGGAACCAAGGUCAGUGAUAUACAUAGGCUUGGGAAGCAAAGCUAAGAUGGAAAGCAAGGAAGUUCUUGAGAUGGCUUGGGGGUUGUUUGAUAGCAACCAACCUUUCUUAUGGGUAAUCAUAGAGUCAUUGCCAGAGGAAGUCAGUAAGAUUGUCUCAGAGAAGGGAUACAUUGUGAAAUGGGCACCACAGAGUGAAGUUCUUGCACAUCCUGCCGUGGGAGGCUUCUGGAGCCAUUGUGGAUGGAACUCAACGCUUGAGAGUAUUGCGGAAGGAGUUCCGAUGAUUUGCAGGCCUUUUACUGGAGAACAGAAGUUAAACGCAAAGUAUAUAGAGAGUGUUUGGAGGACUGGGAUUAAGCUGGAAGGUGAAGUUGAAAGAGGAGGAGUAGAGAGAGCUGUGAAGAGGUUGCUUGUGGAUGAAGAAGGUGCAGGCAUGAGGGAGAGAACACUUGUUCUGAAAGAGAAGCUCAAAGCCUCUGUAAGAAGGGGAGGCUCUUCAUACAACGCAUUGGAUGAGCUAGUUAAGUACUUGAAUACAGAGUGAAGAAGCUGAUGAACUUAAUGUAACAGAGACGAUCAAGCUUGCUUAUUAACCUAAUCUUAUAAAAUUUACCAAGUAAACUUGUUUUUUUUUAAUGCAAAUAAAAAUCAAUUCAUAUAUACGAGUAUCCUUUUACACAGCUUUCUCAUAAUAGAAUGAUCUCUUUUG